AUGAACAUUGCCAUUGCAGACUCUCUGUCGCUUGAUUCAGUGGAGUACGACCCGAUCGCUCACCUGAACCUCCUCUUCUCGCACCCGUCCACCGUCUCGUCGGUCGCUCGCGUCUUGUCGACCAUUCAGCGCCAUAGAGAUGAACUCUCGCAGUCGAUCGCAUCUCUCGAGACGGCCCAGGCCUACGGGCCGGACUCGUCGCUGGAGCGCAUGCAGUCGGCCCAGGCCGAGCUGGCCUCCCUCUUCCAGCGUAUCGAGAGCGUGCGCAGCCGCGCCCUGCAGACGGAGCGCGACAUCACCACCAUGACCGCCGACAUCAAGCGCCUCGAUGGCACAAAGCGCAACCUGACCCUCAGCAUGACGGCCCUGAAGCGGCUGCAGAUGCUGACGACCGCCUACGAGCAGCUGCGUGGCCUCGCCCGGACCCGCCAGUACCGGGAGUGCGCCGGCCUCCUGCAAGCCGUUUUGCAGUUGAUGCGCCACUUCAACAGCUACCGCAGCAUAGAGCAGAUUGCCGUGCUGAGCCGGAACGUGAGCGAGCUACAGCGCGAACUGCUGGAGCAGGUCUGCGAGGACUUCGAGAUAGCCUUCGCCAAGGGAGAGGUGGCCACUCGCCGUGGCGUCUUGGUCGAAGCCUGCUUGGUUAUGGAUGCCCUUGGCGACCACGCCAAGGCGAGGCUGGUGACGUGGUACGUCAACACGGAGCUUCGCGAGUACCGCCAGGUCUUCCGAGGCAACGACGAGGCCGGCAGCCUCGACAACAUCGGGCGACGCUAUGCAUGGUUCAAGCGCAUGCUGAAGACGCACGAGGAGGAGCACGCUGUCAUUUUCCCGCCGCACUGGCGCGUCAGCGAAACUUUGGCCAUGGCCUUCUGCGACGGAACGCGGGAAGACUUCAAGGGAAUCCUCGAGAAGAGCAUGCGCAGGAUUGACGGGACCAAGCUCGACGUGAACCUGUUGCUGAGCUGCUUGCAAGAGACCAUGGACUUUGAGCAGGGCCUGGAACGGAGGUUCGCGAGUGAGCCGCGAGCCAGCAUCGACACUCUGAGCUCGGCAGAUGACCGGAUACAGAAUUUCAACGGUUCCAUAUCCGUUGCCUUCGAGCCAUACUUGAGUCUGUGGGUCGAGUCGCAGGACAGGGCUCUGGCGGCCAUGAUUCCUAAAUACAAGACACAGCCGCUCAUACCCCCAGAUGAAGAGUUUUCACCGCAAGCCGUCAUCCCAUCAGCCAUUGAGCUUUUCCACUUCUACAAGCUAACUCUUUCACAAUGCGCCAAGUUGUCAACAGGAGAGCGGCUGCUUGACCUCAGCAAGACGUUGGCAAAGUACCUCGACGAGUAUGCGCAGCAAGUCCUCGUCGCCUUCCUGCAGCGUGGCGGGCCACAAGGCGUCCCUUUGAAAGACAUCGUUCUUGUCCUGAACACGGCCGACUUCUGGCACACCAACACGAACCAGCUGGAAGAGAGCAUCAAAAAGCGCAUCGACCCCGAUAUGGCAUCCAAGGUGGACCUGUCGUCACAGUCGGACGCUUUCAUGGGCGUCGCUAGUGCGGCCGUCAUGUCCCUUGUAGCCAAGGUCGAGCUAGAUUGCGAAGGCGCGUGGCGCGAGAUGAGGAACACCAACUGGAGCCGCAUGGAGAGCGUCAGCGACCACAGCUCGUACGUCGGUGAGCUUCUCAGGCACGUAAACGGCAAGGCCCAGGAGAUUCUCCCGCUUGUGAUCAAACCACAAUACGCCCGCGCCUUCUGCGACAACCUGGUCGAGCACCUGGCCGUCGCCUACAUCAACAACGUCGUCCAGUGCCGCCCCGUCUGCGAAGUCGGCGCUGAACAGAUGCUCCUGGACAAGUAUGUUCUCACCAAAUCCUUCGAAAACCUCCUCUCCUACCACAACAGCAACGCCGCCGCCACCAUCACCACCAGCAGCAGCAGCACCAUCACCACAGCCGGCCCUUCUUCUUCCGCCCCCUCAACGCCGCAUCACCCACCGCCCGCAGGCUUCGUCAAACGCGUCAACCAAUCCAUGACGCGCAUCGACCCGCUCCUCAAGACGCUGCAGGUACGCCCGUCGCCGCCGGAAGGGCUCGUGCAGGCCUACCUGAUUCACAUCGGCGACCGCUCCGAGACAAACUUCCGCAAGGUCCUCGAGCUCAAGGGCGUGCGCAAGCAGGACCACGCCCACCUACUGGAACUGUUCGCCAUACACCGCGAGAGCGCCUCGGCUUCGGGCGCGAUCCAGUUGAUGGAGAGGUCGCCCCUGCUUACGCCGCUGCUGGCGGGGCCGUCGUUGUCUUCUGCUUCGGCUGCUGGGGGAGGUCUGGUCGGGAGUGCUGGGGUUGUCGGGAACAGCGCUGCUGCCGCGGUAGUUGCGAGUGCAGGGUUGCCGGGCAGGUUUGACGCGGCGGCUCUGGGGGAGAAGUUGUUCAAUGCGGCGAGGGAUGGGGUGGAAAGGAUGGGCACGACAGCGGCGGCGACGCCCGGGUUGGGUGGCAGUGUCGGCGUUGGUGGUGCCCAGGGAGAGAAGGCGACGAUUAACGAGAAUCUGAAGAAUAUUGGCAAGUUCUUUAGGCGGGAUCUUGGUGGGCUGGGGUCGAGGUUUGGCAAGCGGGAUAUUACGCCUACUGGCGGCGUCGAUGGGUGA
Parathielavia appendiculata is the source of this 2640-nucleotide messenger RNA. RefSeq lists its product as uncharacterized. Lineage: Eukaryota; Fungi; Ascomycota; Sordariomycetes; Sordariales; Chaetomiaceae. Gene Ontology annotation, biological process: retrograde transport, endosome to Golgi. Gene Ontology annotation, cellular component: GARP complex. The record is from RefSeq and is a predicted model, not a curated record. The transcript has 2 exons. Bases 1 to 2640 code for a protein of 879 amino acids.